AUGACUAACCCUGAACAUCGUUCGCCAAGCCCCGAAUUCACUGACGCCGUCAAGCUCCCCUGGGUGGCCAGCUAUGAUUCUUUUGAGCAGACGAGUGGCUUUCACGUCGGAGACAAGGUGCACCUUCGCAACUCCAACGGAACUUUAUCGGGCCCUUAUCUGAUUGCCACGCUUCCAGCCCCUGGAAAGUGCACUCUGAGCUUCGAGAAUGGGCAGCCUGUGGGUAACGGCGAGAUCGACACCAUGUCCGCAGACACUGCACCAAUCACGCACUACGCACUCUUGGUUGGGAUCGCCUGUUACCCGGGGGAUCAAUCUCUCAAAGGUUAUGUAAAUGAUGUCCAGGAAUUGGAAAAGUGUUUACGAAAGGAUCGAAAAAAUCUCGAUAUCAAAACACUUACCGCAACCCCUGCCGCCCCAACAAGCCCCGUCGCCCCAGCACGCCCCGUCACCCAAGAGUCAUGCUAUCCCACUGAAGAUGAAGCCUUUUUACCUACUUACGACAACGUCUGGUUAAAUCUCAACAGCAUAAUAUCGCGAGCAUCAUCUGGUGAUUUUGUCUACAUACACUUUUCUGGACAUGGCACUAAAGGCAAGCCUGGUAUCCAUUAUCUUCACGGCCAAGGAUUGGGCGUCUUGUUGAAAGCCGCUGUCGAUAAGGGCCUCAAACUCACUCUUGUGCUGGACUGUUGCUAUUCUGGAAGCGUGGUCCGCAACGAUGAGGUUUCUCGCUGCCUCCCAUACGACUCGGAGGUGGACAAGAAAUAUCCCCCGUUCCAGUGGCCAGCUGCUCUCACAGCUGAUUCUGCAGUUUCUUAUCCGACCAAACGUGGCGCUUCAAUGGGUAUAAACUGGCUCAUCAAUCCCACCGAAUACACUGUAUUUGCUGCAUGCGGUCCGUCAGAGCCGUCAGGGGAGAUCAAGAUCAAGGGCAAGCAUCACGGGAUCUUGUCCUGGUUCCUUAUUAGGGCAUUUGGCAAGAUGGGCCGUGUGGGAGGAAGACCGCACCACAUCUACGCCCACCUAUGCGCCAGGUUUCGAGAGAGAAAGCCGCCUGACCAGAAACCUAUGCUCUAUGGCAGCAAACGUCUUGGGUUCUUUGAAGACUUGACCGCCGAGUUGUAUGCGGUGCCUAUCCCAAUCAUCAAAGAUGGCCCACUCCUGCUUUUAGACGCUGGUGAGGCACAUGGAGUUUGUGAAGGAGACAAGUUUGGUCUAUGUUCUGUUGAUGAUGACCAGUCAGAAGACGCCACACAAAAGAAGGAGAUCUUUGAGGUGACAAACGUUCGACCACUCGUAUCCGAGUUGAGCGCCGUGUCUCCAAGAACACUCAGCCACUCACCACUCCGAAAGUACCCCGUCAGACUUCAGGUCCCAUCACAGAGCAACCACGCUUGGAGAACAGCUAUUCAGGAACGACCAUCCUUAUAUGUGACCAUGGGAGAUACAACGCCUAGCGACCUGUUCACACUCCACGUCAGGGUCAUUUCCAAGGAGGCUUAUGAAAUCCGGGAUGCGUCGAACAACCUACUAGCAAACUUGCCGCCUCCUAUUUCGGAUCUUGAAGAGGAUCCGUCAUUUCUCAUGGACAUUAUCGAGCAUCUGGUCAGGUAUGAAAUGGUGAAGAAUCUCUCGAACAAAUCUCCCUCACAGAAUUUCAUCGAGUCAUUCCACGUCCAGCUUUGCGACGAGACGUCAGGAAAAACCUUUCUUCCAGGAUGUUUGCACAAUGGACUCUUACACCCGCCUUGCUCCCACCCAGAGUGUGUAGUAAAGAUAGAGGAGGACGCGGAGCUAUGCUUAAUGGUGAGAAAUGAAGGGGGAAAGGGCCAAAACCUGUCUCUCCAUGUUUUCAACCUAGACGCCUUCUGGGAAGUCGAAAACAUGCUCAGAGGAGACCACCAUGUUCUUCCGCCACCCCUGACCAACACCAGUGUUAAAGACUUCCCCUCUGGGACUGACGGCGAGUGGAGAAAGACGAUGGAAAUGACAAUUCCGCAAGAACUGAAGGACAGGGGGGAAACUCAGUGCGAAGAUAUUAUCAAGGUCUUUGUAACGCGCCAGCCUACCUCAUUCAUGUGUCUCGAACUCCCUCCGAUUGGGGAUAUCUGUGGCAGGCGCAAGGCUAAGAGUAGCCGAGGAGGGUCUCAACAUUAUGAAUCUGAUGACUGGGCGGUGCUGAAUUUCCGGAUCCGUACCGUGGCUAAAUAGAGAGAACUGAGCUCAAUGUUUGCAUAUCAUCAACUAAAUACACUCUCUUGUAACAGAAAGUGACUAGUCAG
Fusarium vanettenii 77-13-4 is the source of this 2282-nucleotide messenger RNA. RefSeq lists its product as uncharacterized. Lineage: Eukaryota; Fungi; Ascomycota; Sordariomycetes; Hypocreales; Nectriaceae. The record is from RefSeq and is a predicted model, not a curated record. The transcript has 6 exons. Bases 1 to 2211 code for a protein of 736 amino acids. Gene Ontology annotation, biological process: proteolysis. Gene Ontology annotation, molecular function: cysteine-type endopeptidase activity.